UGAAAUUAUCAAAGAAUUAAUUGAAUUUCAAAUAUGAAAGCAGUUUUGAAAUUACUUAUAAAUAAAUUCGAAGUGGUUCAGAAAUCGGUUUAAAAUUGUGUGGAAAUCGAUUAGAUGCCCUCAAAAAUAUUAGAAAUGAAACGCAAACUAAAUUGUCGAUUAAUACAUUCAAAAAAAAGUUCAAAAAAAAGAAAAAUAUCCUCCUAUAAAAACGAGAAAUCUUUCCCAAAGAUCUUUUCACGAUACGAACGGUGAAAUAUGUUUGGUUUCAAAUGUUCAACUCGAACUCACAAAAUAAGUCGUUAAAGUGAUAACUCAGAUGAUAAAUUUUUUACUUUUUUUUCGCAAUACAUAUUUUAAAAUAAUAAUAUAAUGCCGAUGCCGAGAACUUUCGUAAUAUUUGGGGUAGCAGGGUUCGUAAUUAGUGUAUAUUAUAAUUAUCCAAUUUCCGAUAUAUUAUCAAAAUUUUCUUUUGAGAAGUUCAAUUAUUUGUGGACGAGUUUGGUUGCCAAAACAUCAUCUUACGAUGGCUACAGCUACAUGUUAGCUCAGCAGUGGCCCAUAUCGGCUUGUAUUUUGGAAGUCCAUCAAAAAAGUCGAGGAAUAUCUAGAACUACAAAAGACUGCAGAUUUCCGCCAUCGAUUCAAACCUGGACAAUUCAUGGAAUUUGGCCUGGCAAAAAAGGUGGAUCAUUUCCAUCAUACUGUGGAGGAAAGCAACUGGACGGAUCUGAUAUUUCAAAUAUCACCGAAGAACUGAAUACACGAUGGCCGACAAUUAAAAAUUUCGACCCAAAUAUAAAAUUCUGGCAAUAUCAGUGGCAUAAACAUGGCACGUGUUUCCAAGACGAACCAAGUCUGAGCACCCCGUAUUUAUAUUUCAGCAAAGCUUUGGAAUUAAACCGGAAGUAUGAUUUGAAUGCGGCAUUUAAGCACUGUAAAAUACUUCCCAACGAUUCCGUGAAAUAUUCUAGUAACGAUUUGAUAGGAUGUAUAAAAAACUACUUCAACUGGAAUGCUCAAAUUUAUCUUGCUUACAGCCGUGAUAACUCAUUCAGAAACGGCGAUAGAAUAUUAGUGGAGGUGCGAAUGUGUUUUGAUAAAAAUGAUACUGCCGCAGAUUGUUAUGCAGGCUCUCCGAGCGAAUUUUACUAUCCUAGCAGCGUUGAAAAUAAGUACUCGAGCAGUAUAUUUACCCGUUUCAUUGGUGGUUAAUGUUCGCAAUUGUGGCCGCAGAUUGUUAUGCAGGCUCUCCGAGCGAAUUUUACUAUCCUAGCAGCGUUGAAAAUAAGUACUCGAGCAGUAUAUUUACCCGUUUCAUUGGUGGUUAAUGUUCGCAAUUGUGAUCAUCUUUUGUCGAUCGCACUUUUCAAAAGCUAUCUUGUUCGAAAACUGCAAUUUGUUCUUUUCCUAAGAAAACGAUGACUGCUGCCAAUAUUUACUGCUUAAUAUCUGCGUAUUUAUCUUAUUUUAAACUGAUCUUAUUAAUUUGUAUUUUCUCUUGGAAUUGCGAGUUACUACCUGUGAUAUGUGCGUAUUAAUUAACUACUUAUCUAAAAUAUACAUAGACAUAGGUACAUAUGUACCUAUUAUUCUGUU
Planococcus citri (citrus mealybug) is the source of this 1599-nucleotide messenger RNA. Its product is annotated as ribonuclease Oy-like. Gene Ontology annotation, molecular function: RNA binding; ribonuclease T2 activity. Lineage: Eukaryota; Metazoa; Arthropoda; Insecta; Hemiptera; Pseudococcidae. Gene Ontology annotation, cellular component: extracellular region. The transcript has 3 exons. Gene Ontology annotation, biological process: RNA catabolic process. The coding region runs from base 373 to 1215 and encodes 280 amino acids. The record is from RefSeq and is a predicted model, not a curated record.